Molecule: messenger RNA, 2157 nt
Organism: Striga asiatica
Lineage: Eukaryota; Viridiplantae; Streptophyta; Magnoliopsida; Lamiales; Orobanchaceae
Source: the annotation of a GenBank genome assembly
AUGAGUUCCUCAGUACUCAUCCGACGGUCCGAGAUCCCUUAUUCUAGAGCACUCCACAAUUCAGGAGAGAGAGAGAUUUUGGGCCCUUGGUGGCUUGAGGGGAAAGAUUACUUGGGCUUCAUAAUCUUGCCGUUAAAGGACCUUUCUUGUCGCCUGUUGUCCCGACCGUCGGAAAAAUCCGAGCUUUCUUACAGUGUUAAUCUCAGGGGCUUUGAAGGUUUUUACUGGGACAGGGAGAAGGAUAGAGGGGAUUCUUCAGAUCUGGACAUUUGCCCUCUCGAAAACUGGAAGCAAACCGGAAGAAGGCGAGUUUUUGUGCAAACCGAGACUGGUUGUGUCUUGGGCAUGGACCUCGACAGAAGUGACAAUGCUCACACCGUAAAAAGAAGAUUACAGCUGGCACUCAAUUUCCCAAUCGAAGAAAGUUCCUUAACUUUCGGCGAUAUGAUCCUCAAAAACGACCUAAGUGCCGUUCGAAAAGAUUCGCCUCUCCUCCUCACCCGAAACCUUAUCCACCGUAGCUCAUCAACCCCUUGCCUUUCCCCUAUGGGCCCGGAAGCCCAUCACGAGCAAGACGGGCUUAUCGAGAUAUUGGGCCAUUCGGCCCGUUUUGCCAAAACCAAACAGAUUGUGAAAAAGAUUGUUAAAGCGGUUAAAAACGGUGUCGAUCCAGUCCCUAUACACAGUGGGCUCGGGGGCGCGUACUAUUUCAAGAAUCUGAGAGGUGAAAACGUGGCCAUUGUGAAGCCCACUGACGAGGAGCCCUUUGCUCCGAACAAUCCAAAGGGCUUUGUCGGAAAAGCCCUCGGGCAGCCCGGUUUGAAACGUUCGGUUAGGGUCGGUGAGACCGGUUUUCGUGAGGUGGCUGCUUAUCUUCUCGAUUACGACCAUUUCGCGAACGUCCCGCCAACUGCCCUCGUCAAGAUCACUCAUCCGAUAUUCAACGUGAAUGACGGCUUGAACAACGGGAAGAAUUCCAAAAAAAAUCGAGUCUUUAGCAAGAUUGCGUCUUUUCAGCAGUUCAUCCCGCACGAUUUCGACGCGAGCGAUUAUGGGACCUCGUGUUUUCCCGUUUCGGACGUGCACCGAAUCGGGAUUCUUGAUAUAAGGAUUCUUAACACGGAUAGGCAUGCAGGGAAUCUUUUGGUGAGGAAGGUUAAUGAAGAAGGGCAAUUUGGUCAAUUCGAGCUUAUACCGAUCGAUCACGGGCUCUGCCUGCCCGAGACUUUAGAAGAUCCUUAUUUCGAGUGGAUACAUUGGCCUCAGGCUUCGAUCCCGUUCUCGGAAGACGAGCUUGAGUACAUACAAAAUCUCGACCCUGCUCGCGACUCGGAUAUGCUAAAACGCGAGCUUCCCAUGAUUAGAGACGCUUGUCUGCGUGUAUUGUUCCUCUGCACUGUUUUUUUAAAAGAAGCUGCAGCUAACGGGCUUUGUCUUGCUGAGAUUGGGGAAAUGAUGAGUCGGGAGUUUAAAAGUGGGGAGGAAGAACCGAGCGAACUUGAAGUUAUAUGCCUCGAGGCUCGAAGGCUUGCUGCUGAGGAGAUUUUAUAUUCUACUAACAAGGUUGGAGCUGAUUUUGAUGAUGACAAUUUUCAUUUUGAGAUAGACUGUUGUGAGGAGGAUAAUAAUAAUGGGUAUGAUGAGUUGGCACCGAAAAUGGUCACCGAUGAGUCUUUUACGUCAAUGCCCUUCCAGUUUGGGUUCGGGAGUGUGAAUGGGCGUUUUACUCCACUUUCUCGACUAGAGGAGACGGUUGAGGAGGAGGAGGAGAAGGAGGAUAGUGAAGAAGUAGAAGAUGAGGAAAGAGUGCUGACUAGCAGUCGAACCGUAGUUAAGAGUCGAGUUGCAAUUUCGAAGCUUUCUGUGUCUUUAAAAAAUACUAGCUUAGUCGAGAGGACUCAAAAAUCGGGAAAGUUGUAUUCUGUGGCGAAGAUGACUAACGGGUAUCUUGCUAAUUCAUCAUCUGGCCAUACGAGCGCAAAUGAACAGCUUCCGGCAAGUGUGAGUUUUGUGAAGCUGGCUGAUAUGAGUGAAGAUGAGUGGACUCUUUUUAUGGAGAAGUUUCAAGAGCUGCUUGGUCCGGUUUUUGAGAAGCGGAAGUUUGUGAGCUUCGGUCAGAAGCAGAGGCAGAGGCUUGGGACUUCUUGCAAGUUUUGA